UCCCCGAGCGCCCUGCGGCCUGCGCGCCGCUGGACCGCCGCCCUCUGCGCCUGCCGUCUGCGCUGCUCUACCGCCGAGCGGCUGGAAAAUCCGCAGGACGCUGGGCGCCCGUGGCCCGGACAUGGAGCCGUUGACACUCAGGGACGUGGCCAUCGAUUUCUCUGAAGAGGAGUGGGAAUGCCUGGAGCCAGCUCAGAGGAGUCUAUAUAGAGAUGUGAUGUUGGAGACCUGCAGAAACCUGGUCUUCCUGGCCAUGACCUCUCAUCAUACCCAGGAAAUUUCACCAGAGCCUGGCAUAAAGUAUUUAUUUAAAACAGUGAUAAAGAGAAGAUAUGGAAAUUUUGACCUUGACUCUUUCCAACAAACUAAAGUGCAGAACAGUAUAGGUAAGAGUAAAGAUCAGAAAUCGUAUUAUAAAGGACAAGACAAAUUAGUGGGAACUGUCCAUAAUGGAAAUUUUACUGUCAACAGACCUCAAGAACAUUUAAUAUCUCAGAAAAGUAUUCAAUUUUUGCCUGAAGAACAAGUUUCUAAAAGUGAUCAUAUUGAAAGUUUCUUUACAAACUGUUCAUUAUUCUGCAAUGAACAAAGAAUUCCUUCUUGUGCACAAACAUACACUUUUAAUGAUUUUUGGAAUGCUCCUAUGUACUCAUCACUGCUUAAUCAAAAUUCAGAUGUAGAUUUCUGUAAAGUAUGUAGCACAUGUAAUGAAACAAGCAACACCUUCAGCCAGGUCUCUGCCCCAAGCAAUUACCAGUGCACUUAUGUUGGAGGAAAAGAGUAUGAAUGUAGCAAGACACAGAACUUCAGCUCUGGUUGCAAUACGAGAAAACACGAGUGUGCUCAUUGUGCACAGAACCUUUACCAUGACAACAGGUGUGGGAAAGUCCCUCCUCAGUGCUCAGAGCUCAUUGCCCCUCCAGGUACUCAGAGCCAAGAGAAGCCUUGCACAUGUGAGGAAUGUGAGAGAGCUUCCCAUCCAACUGCAAGUCCUCCUGAACACAGGGGAGCUCAGCCUGCAAGGGAGCCAUGCAAAGUGAAGGAGCAUGUCCAAGCAUGGAGUUCUGCACCCCUUUCUAAACAUGUCGGGUACCACAAUAGUGAUCAACACAACAAGUUUAAAGAAUGUGGCAAAACUUUUAAUCGAGGACCAUCCCCUAUUAAAUACCACAGGAUUCAUACUGGAGAGAAACCCUACAAAUGUGAAGAAUGUGGCAAAUCCUUUAAAAAUUGCUCAACCCUUUCUAAACACCUGAGAUGUCAUAGCAGUGGGGAAACCUACAAAUGUAAAGACUGUGACAAAGUUUUUAAAAAUUUUUCAAGCCUUACUCAACACCAAAGGAUUCAUACUGGAGAGAAGCCCUACCACUGUGAAGAAUGUGGGAAAAGUUUUAAUCGUAGUUCAAAUCUUAUUCUACACCAGAGAAUUCAUACUGGAGAGAAGCCCUACAAGUGUGAAGAAUGUGGGAAAGGUUUUACUUUCAGAUCAAACCUUAUUAAACAUCAGAGACUUCAUACUAGAAAGCAUCCCUACAAAUGUGAAGUAUGUGGGAAAGGUUUUACUCAAAGAGCACACCUUACUCGACACCAGAGAAUUCAUAAUGGAGAGAAGCCCUACAAAUGUGAAGAAUGUGGAAAAGGUUUCACUCAAACACAAAAGCUUACUGAACACCAGAGAAUUCAUACAGGAGAGAAGCCCUACAAAUGUGAAGAAUGUGGGAAAGCUUUUACUCAGAGAGCACACCUUACUCGACACCAGGUAAUUCAUAAUGGAGAGAAGCCCCACAAAUGUGAAGAAUGUGGGAAAGGUUUUACCCAAACACGAAAGCUUACAGAGCACCAGAGAAUUCAUACUGGAGAGAAGCCCUACAAAUGUGAAGAAUGUGGGAAAACUUUUACUCAAAGGGCACACCUUACUCGACACCAGAGAAUCCAUGCAGGAGAGAAGCCCCACAAAUGUGAAGAAUGUGGGAAACGUUUUACUCAAAGAGCACACCUUACUCAACACCAGAGAAUUCAUACUGGAGAAAAACCCUACCAAUGUAAGGAAUGUAGCAGUGCUUUUAAGGAUCAUUCAUCCUUAACCAAACACCAGAGAAUUCAUGCAGGAGAGAAGGAAAGUCCCAACCAUAGCACCCCAGAACACCUGCUAGCUUUCCUGCACAUGCUACAAGUACCCAGAGCACUGGAUUUGAACAUAUUUCCCUAGCAACUAACCACACACUCAACCACCUUCCAAUGGUGUGUAGUUUUCCAGGGAGUUUUCCCUUGACUUUCUUUCUUUCUUUUGUUUGCUUGCUUCCUUCCUUCCUCCCUCCCUCCCUCUCUCUGUCUCUCUCUUUCGUUGUCAGCCUUUCUAUUAGUCUCUUCUUUCUUCCCCUCUUGCCCACCCUUUCCCUCUUCCACUGUCAGUUGGUUUUUCUUUGCUUCUUUGUAAAUUUAAUUCCUCUUUCAAUGAAGAUAAUCAUGCAUCUCCCGAGCCAUCAUCCUACAAGAGUCCAUAUGUCCUUGAAGAGUGUGUUCCUGUGACCUCCCUUCUCAUCCACACCAAGUUGAUACACCAGGUUGAGAGUUCACCUAUAUCUAUUGCUUUCCUACUGAAGUAGGAAAAAAUGCUGACUUCAAGAGGCUGCUAAGCAUUUCCUGUUUUUACUUUUUUAUGUGACCAAUCCAGUCUCAUAAUUUUCCUUAGCACAAGGAUUCUGGUUUAAUUUUCAGCAGUUUCUUUGCUACCUGAGGAAAUUUGUGCAGUUAUAUCUUCUGUGUCCAGGAAAAGCUGAGCAACAGUGUGACAUAAUGCAGCCCCAGCUGAGACUUCAAAGCCUACCUCAACACAGUAACAAAAAGACCAUGUAAACAAGAAGAGAACAAUCUUAGCUUAUUUUCAUAGUUCUUACUUCUUUGGUUACUUGACAAAGAUUAUUCUUUUGGCCUUAAGCCCUGCAGAAUAAUUUCUUUUAAGACAAGGUACUGCCAUUCACUGACAGACCUCCAGUGUUGAGUAAUCCCAAACCCAACACUGAAGCUGGAUAAUUGGAAAGUGGAGAAUGGUUCUCUCUGAGCCAAUAAAAACACAUGAAGAGGGCUGGGGAAUGUAGCUCAGUCAUAGAGUGCUUACGGGUUUAAGAGCUAGCAUUAUAAAACAAAGUAACAAAGAAAAACCUUCCUCCAGACUCAGAGAAAGAAAAGAAGGAGAAGACUGGACAAUACAUUCUAGGACUUCUCAUAUACUUCAAGACAUAACAUAGUGUGAUGCCUAAGCUGGCAUGAACUACACACCAUGAAAAGUGAAAUUGACAGUGUGUCUCGAAGGGUCACCUGUAGAAAUUAAAUAGAUUCCCUCUCAGGUCCAACUUCCAGGCUUCUGCAAAGGGCUCAGAGGAGUUUUCUGUCCCCACUGAAUUUGCAGCCCCUGAAAUUGGGUCUAGUAGACCCCAGAAGGAGCUCAUGAGGAAAGACCAGUAGACUCUGGCAGCAUGGGCUUUGUGCCUGUGGAACUGGGGGUGGACAGCCUUGUUUGCACUCCAGAGAAGAGGGAAUGUCUGGCCUUAAUCACCCCCACUCCUCCCUGAGUCAAUGACUGCAUAACAGUCCAGCUGCUGAAGAAAGCUGAUGGCCCCUGGAGAAUGACCGAGGACUAUGAAGAGAGGAGUAAUGUGGCGACUUCUAUGCAGGCAGCAGUUCCCAUGGUGCAUGAAUUGGAUGGGUGUAGCCCAGAUCCCCUAUCAAAGUGGGGGCAUAUUUGGAACAAAGGAGUGCUUCCUGCACUAGUCCCUUAACCCAUGAGCUCCAAAGGAUCCUAGGACUGGUGGAGUAUGCACCUGAGGUAGCACCAAACACUGCUGAUGAACGUGAGCUGACAGAGUCAUCAGACUUUAAGGAAGAAGCAGCCCCAGUGGGAUUUUUAAAAAUUUAAUGUAAUUCUUAGGAGAUUUAUUCGGGUUGUGUGUGUGUGUGUGUGUGUGUGUGUGUGUGUGUGUGUGUGUGUCAAUAGUUCAUUUCUUUUUACCGCUGAAUAGUAUUCCAUGGAAUUUAUGUUUCAUAGUUUGUUGAACUGUUCAUUCAUCAAGGGCAUACAAGUUGCCUCCACAUUUUGGCUAGUACAGAUAAAGCUGUUAUAAACAUUUGCGUAUAGGUGUUUUUUGCUUGUCUUAAUAAUGGAAGCUGAUUUUUCUUUCACAUCUCCAUUAGGGUUUUUAUAGUCUUCUCUUCUGUGUUCAUAGGAACUGGUUUUUCCUUUUUGUGCAUGGCAGCACAUUUGACUCUUCUUGGGAUACAAAUGUAGUCUUAAUAGGCACCUUUGCAGUGAAAAAUAUCUGAAAAGGAUGCUCAAUUAAAAUAGGCAUGACUUUAUUGUUCUUAAUACUCUUUAUUUAACUUGGGAACCAAGGAGGCUGAGUUACCUUUCUUUCAGAAUUUUGGUUUUUGCAAUUAUAUCAUUUUAUUCUAUAGUACUUAUUUCUUAGGACAAUUAUCAACUAUUUAUGAAAAAAUAUCAUGAAAACCAAGAUAUCAAAAAAAAGAUUAUAUAUUAUUGUUAUCAACAUUAUAUGGCAAAAAGAACUUUUUAUUUUGAAUAUCUUAGAAAGACAAAACCUAUUUUGUUUAUUUACUUGAAUAAAAAAUAACACAUAGAGCAAUAAUUUUAAAGAAAUAUUCAUUUUGGGGGAGUUGGGAUUGUGGUUCAGUGGUAGAGCACUUGUCUAAUAUUUGCAAAGCACUGAAUUUGUUCCUCGGCACCACAUAAAAAAUAAGUAAAGAUAUUGUGUCCAUCUACAACUAUAAACAGAAGGAAUGAAAUUUUAUAUUUU
This is a messenger RNA of Sciurus carolinensis (gray squirrel), 4811 nucleotides long. Its product is annotated as zinc finger protein ZFP2-like. The transcript is spliced from 3 exons. The record is from RefSeq and is a predicted model, not a curated record. Gene Ontology annotation, biological process: regulation of DNA-templated transcription. Gene Ontology annotation, molecular function: RNA polymerase II cis-regulatory region sequence-specific DNA binding; DNA-binding transcription factor activity, RNA polymerase II-specific. NCBI's taxonomy places the organism in Eukaryota, Metazoa, Chordata, Mammalia, Rodentia, Sciuridae. Bases 122 to 2209 code for a protein of 695 amino acids.